Molecule: messenger RNA, 1012 nt
Organism: Ictalurus furcatus (blue catfish)
Lineage: Eukaryota; Metazoa; Chordata; Actinopteri; Siluriformes; Ictaluridae
Gene: tmem14cb
Product: transmembrane protein 14Cb
Exons: 4
Coding region: 190-516 (108 amino acids)
Biological process (GO): regulation of heme biosynthetic process
Cellular component (GO): mitochondrial membrane
Source: RefSeq, a predicted model, not a curated record
AAUGGAGUACUGCCUGAGUACUAGUUCAUCCGGGUACUUUUGGCAUUUGCCUCACGAGUAGUAAAUCGCUUUGUCGCUGUGUUUAAGGUGUAAUUUAGUUCCGGUAGGAUGCUGUAUUGUCUAGUUUCUAGCUUCUAGCUUAAAGACUGCUGUUUAGUUUGUUUUCAUUCAGAUUUUUAGCACUUAGGCAUGGCUGUAGAUUGGCUCGGGUAUGUUUUCGCUGCACUGACAGCAACAGGAGGCAUCGUUGGUUAUAUAAAAGCAGGCAGUUUCAUGUCACUGGUAGGUGGACUAGUCUUUGGGUGUUUGGCAGCACUCGGCUCUUUCCAGGUGUCUCAGAAUCCGAAAAACAUCUUGCUUUCAUUUGGGACGUACGGAACGCUGGCAGUCCUGAUGGGAGUGAGAUUUCUGAGCUCAUGGAAAAUAAUGCCAGCUGGGUUGUUAACAGGAGCAAGUUUAUUCAUGCUUUUGAGAUUAGGACUGGGAUUGCUGUGGCCACGCAAGAAACACUCAUGAACACGUUGGGAAGGGAAAACAACAAAAAAAAAACCCAACAAACCUGCACCAGUGCAGCUGCUUGUUUCGACCGUGUUUGUUUUCAAGGGCUGAGCACUAUAAUGACGUCAUAUUCAUAUUGUGAUAAAUGAUGCCAUUUUUCUAAGAUGUUUUGUAUGAUUUUUUUUUUUAAAGUACAAACUGAUUCGAUGCAGCUGGAUUAUAAUUUUAUAUCGAAACUUUCCAAAUUUCUUUCCUUUAUAUGUUAUUUCUUUCCACUGUUCAUUUAUGAAUCCUUUUGCACAUGAAAUAAAACUAUGAUUAAAAAAAAAAAAAAAAACACUGGCUUUUUUUUUCACAGUUUUUAAAAACUUUUUGCGCAGUAUGAUUGAUUGUUUUGCUGGGUGUUUUGUGUAUUAUCAUUCUUUUAUUCCCACCCUUGACGCUCAUUAACAGAUCUACUACUACUGAACAUAUCAACGAAAUAAAAUCUACUGUUAAGGUUUUACUAAAGAAA